This is a messenger RNA of Adineta steineri, 519 nucleotides long. The record is from the annotation of a GenBank genome assembly. NCBI's taxonomy places the organism in Eukaryota, Metazoa, Rotifera, Eurotatoria, Adinetida, Adinetidae.
AUGUCAUUUGUUCUAGUGGGAUUUGUUAUAUUACAUGCGCAAAGUCAAGAAGAUCCUUCCACUACAGAGGAAAGUGUAACAACAAAUGGAGUUAUUGUCGAAGUGAUCACUACAGAAGCACCUACUAUAAUUAGCACUGAAGCAACCACAACUACACCAAUAGUUACAACAACAACAAUAACAACAACAACAACAAUAACAACUACCACUAUUAUUACAACUACAACACCAGGUAUACCAACAACUACAAUACCAAGAACUACAACAACAAGAAGUACAACAACAACAACGACAACUACAACAACGACUGAACCAGUAUAUACAACACCAAUACCACCACCAAAUCCGACGUGGAAAAUUAUUGGUGGUCUCGCAGGUGCUAUGGGAGGUAUUGCAUUAAUUGGUGGUAUUGCUGGUGUAUAUGUAUGUUAUAGAAGCUCUCAACGACGUGUUCAUAGAGAAUCUGAAACUGCGAACCAUCGACGCGAUAUUCCAUUACGAGCCGUAGGCAGUGUUUAA